Diuraphis noxia (Russian wheat aphid) is the source of this 2953-nucleotide messenger RNA. RefSeq lists its product as uncharacterized. Gene Ontology annotation, cellular component: membrane. NCBI's taxonomy places the organism in Eukaryota, Metazoa, Arthropoda, Insecta, Hemiptera, Aphididae. Gene Ontology annotation, molecular function: transmembrane transporter activity. Gene Ontology annotation, biological process: transmembrane transport. The record is from RefSeq and is a predicted model, not a curated record.
GGCGGAGGCAGACCAUGAGUGUCGAACUACAAUGAUAAUAAUAAUGAUAUCAAACAUGUGGCCGUCGGCCAGCGUCCACACGCUGCCUCGCGCAUCAAUUUCUUGACGCAUAGGUUAGUGAUUGUUAGUGGUUACUGGUUGCUUGUAUAAUGUACAGUCAAUUUCGUCUCGAUGGUCGGCGCAAUAAGUCGCGCUAAUAUCCACCGCAGUCUUGGUAGUCUUCGCGCGCCCGACAUGAUCCGUCGCCGUUCAUUAUAAUAUUAUAUUACUAUACCAGCCAUCAGCAGAAGUCCUAUCAUUGGCAAUCGGUGCGUGACGGCUGUCGAACUGUCGAAGUAUUGGAAUUUGGAAUACAACAAAACAAGAAUCCGUAAUAUAUAAAAAAUAUAUAGUCACUCACUCCAGAAUACGCACUGACCGAACACAGGAUAAUACGAUGGGCAAAUGCCAAUUCUCCGGUUCCUCCAGACAGAUCGCUGCGUGCAUUGUCGGUCGUGUGGAAUCCCGACCAACCACCAGGCRUAGACCGUUUAGACGAGUGUUUMUUAUACCAAGGAAAAACAAUUGGAUGAAUAUAUUUUUGUAAAAACUAUUACACUCAUCUAAAUUAUCAUCAAAUUUGCCCUCAUGAUUGCACCACUGAAGUGCAUCAUUAUUUAUGGCCGGUGACAUAAUAUUAUAUAGUAUUAAUAUCGCUGUGCUUAUAGCGUCAUUACCCGUGUUCAUGGCGGGAAUUGUGCUCGGGUGGCCGUCGCCGGUUAUGGAUUACAUGUCGGCCGGACAGACGCCUCUGUUACUGACAACGGCGGAAAUUUCGUGGAUGGUUGCGUGUAUUGACAUCGGAAACUUCGUCAUGGCCGUGCCCGCGGGAUGGCUGAUGGACCGGAUCGGCCGUAAGUACGCACUCACCWCGUCCGCACCGCUUAUGUUAGCCGGAUGGAUGUUCAUAAUUUUUGGCCGACAAGCAUGGUGUCUGUUCGUGGCCAGGCUGCUCCAGGGAACCGCCGUGGGCAUCGCAUGGGUGGUGGUUCCAGCGUACGUCGGUGAGAUGGCCAGCGUUCAGAUACGUGGCAAGCUAAGCCUGUUGGUGCAGCUCAGCUACGCGUUUGGACUGUUGUUCUCAUACUCAGCCGGUUGGCUUCUAAGUGAUUACUAUGCACUGGCCGCCACGUCGGCUUGCGUUGCGGUCGUAUCCGGUGCGCUGUUCUUGUUCCUGCCCGAGUCGCCUUACUAUCUGAUGUUGGACGGUCGACCGGACAACGCGGCCGCGUGUCUAUGGUCUCUGCGGAGUUACACGGACGAUGAUCUACAGGCCGAACUGUUGACCGUCAAACUCUCAAUUUCAAACGACAGGGAUAAAGGGAGCAUCAGAGACCUGGUUAACAGAGACCGUCGACCGUUGGUUAUCGUCAUUGUGUUGGCUGUACUGCAAAUGGCCUGCGGGGCUGGCGUGUUGGAGGCGUACGCGGCGUCCAUCAUGUCGGGCACCCAAAUAUCGGCCAAUGCCUCCGCUGUCUAUUUGGGCCUUGUCGUGCUGGUGGCCGCCGUGCCGUUUGCGCUGAUUGUGGACCGGUGCGGUCGGCGGCCGCUGAUGAUCACCUCGUGUUUCGGCACGGCCGCCUGUCACGCGGCCAUGGCCACCGUUCUCUGGCGGCGGGAUAUCGUCGGCCGUAGCUGGCAGCCGUUGUUCUGGCCGAUAGCUGGCGCACAGUUCUUCAUCAACAUCGGUCUCAUGCCUCUGCUGUCCGUCGUCCAGUGCGAGUACUUCCCGUCCGACACCAGGGCCCUGGCCGACACGGUUGUCGUGAUGGCCGUCACAAUCACGUCCACAGUCAUGAUUAYAACCUACCAGCCGGUGGCCGAUGCCCUCGGCGCAUCCGCCAACUUCGCUGUCUACUCGGUUGCUUGCCUAGCCGGCGGCCUAUUUUGUUGCCUGUUCAUGCCCGAAACCAAAAAAAAAUCGUUUGCUGAAAUACAAAUAGACUUCCACAAAACUGUACAGCUCGUUGACGACGGAGUUCAGAAACUAUGUGAUUAUCAGGAGAUCUGAGCCACGCUCCUAUGGUCAGUGGCGCAACUAGGAUCUAUCUAUUUUCAGUGGAGGAGGGAGGGCGAUUAUACAUAGAAAAAAAACAAGUCUUCACUUUGAAAUUGAACACCCCCCCUCCCCUAAUCCCCAAUGGUUUCACUAUUGCCUGUGGAAUUAAUAUAUAAUAUACAAAUCCUGCAUGAGGUGUUCGUUGACGACAGUAUUAGACAAAUUUAAACGUAUAUAUUUAAUCUCCAGUACAAUUAAUUAUAAAUAUACAAAUGAUGUGCAAUUCAGUAUAUAAUCUUGGUUCGUACCUUUCAACGCGAAAAUAUUUUCAUCUAACUCCAUACGAUGUCGUUUAAUUAUUGUAUAAUCACUUAUUUAUAUAAUUAUAUUUAUUUUUCACUUAUAGUAAGACAACAAUAUUGCGAUAUGUAUUUAUUCAUCGACAUAAUUUUCAAGGUUUGUACUUAUUUAUUUUGUAGUUUUACGGAGUAAAAACUCCAUUUACAUAAGAAAAAAACAAUUACAAUUUAUAUUUAUUCUUAUAUAUUAUAUAUAUAUUUCAGAUAUAAGUAUAGUAUUAUAUUAUACUCAAUAUACUCAGUAUAUAUAUUUUUACAUGUCCCAAUGACCUAACCUCUUAACCAUAUCGCGUAGGUAUUAGUAGAUAAUAAAUGAUUUCCUUGUUACUCUUAACUAAAUUUUAAAUAUAAUACAAUAAACUGAAUUAUAGACUUAUUACUCAAUAACAAGGCUAUAAAUUAUAAGUUUUCACUAAUAMACGAAUGUGUCAACAUUUAAGAAAAAAAAUUGUUGGGUUCAGAAUUCAAAAUUACACAAGUAAUUAACCUUAAAAUUAGAAAUUACAACAAUUUAGUAUUAACAUUUUUUUAAAUAAUAACAAUUAAUAUUAUAAUA